Molecule: messenger RNA, 1406 nt
Organism: Canis lupus familiaris (dog)
Lineage: Eukaryota; Metazoa; Chordata; Mammalia; Carnivora; Canidae
Gene: SERPINB6
Product: serpin family B member 6
Exons: 7
Coding region: 164-1297 (377 amino acids)
Biological process (GO): negative regulation of endopeptidase activity
Cellular component (GO): cytoplasm
Molecular function (GO): serine-type endopeptidase inhibitor activity
Source: RefSeq, a predicted model, not a curated record
GGUGUGGGCAAACUGGGCUCUAGGACCAGCAAGACUCCUGGUUUGCGAAUCUGAAUCAUGCAGAUCUCCACCCCAUGGUGUGCCCGGGUCAGAGUGUACCCCUGACUUAGCUCUACAGAUAAAGCCUCUGGUGGGAUUGCGCCCUGGACACUGCAGGCUCACCAUGGAUACUCUUUCGGAGGCAAAUGGCACCUUUGCCAUAAGUCUUCUGAAAAAGCUGGGGGAAGACGGCUCGAAAAAUGUGUUCUUCUCACCCAUGAGCAUCUCCUCUGCCCUGUCCAUGGUCUUCAUGGGCGCAAAGGGAAACACUGCAGCCCAGAUGUCCCAGACACUUUCCUUAAGUAAAAGCGGCGGAGGCGGUGAUGUCCACCAGGGCUUCCAGGCGCUUCUCAACGAAGUCAACAGCGCCGAGGCGCGGUACUUGCUGAGAACUGCCAACAGGCUCUUCGGGGAGAAGACCUGCGGUUUCCUCUCGUCUUUCAAGGAUUCCUGCCGAACAUUCUACCAAGCCGAGAUGGAAGAGCUCGACUUCUUGAGUGCCUGCGAGCAGUCCAGGGAACACAUCAACCGCUGGGUGGCCGGAAGGACGGAAGGUAAAAUUGUGGACCUGCUGUCUCCAGGUUCAGUUGACCCAGGGACUAAUCUGAUUCUCGUGAAUGCCAUCUAUUUCAAAGGAAACUGGGAUAAACAGUUUAACAAAGAGCAGACCACGGAGAGGCCAUUUAAAGUCAGCAAGAAUGAGAAGAAGCCCGUGCAAAUGAUGUUUAAAAAAUCUACCUUUCAAAUGACCUAUAUAGGAGAAAUAUUCACCAAAAUUCUGGUGCUUCCCUAUGUGGGCAGAGAGCUGAACAUGAUCAUCAUGCUUCCAGAUGAAAACGUCAGUUUGGAGACGGUGGAGACAGAACUCACUUACGAGAAGUUCACGGAGUGGACGAGGCCGGACAUGCUGGACGAGGAAGAGGUGGAGGUCUUCCUGCCGAGGUUUAAGCUGGAGGAGGAGUACGACAUGAAGGCCGUCCUCUGCAGCCUGGGCAUGACCGACGCCUUCGAGCAGAGCAAGGCCGACUUCUCGGGGAUGUCGUCCAGGGGAGACCUGUACCUGUCCAAGGUGGUGCACAAGUCCUUCGUGGAGGUCAACGAGGAGGGGACGGAGGCCGCGGCCGCCAGCGCGGCCGUCAUGAUGCUGCGCUGCGCGAGGAUCGUGCCCCGGUUCUGCGCCGACCGCCCCUUCCUGUUCUUCAUCCAGCACAGCAAGAGCCGCAGCGUCCUGUUCUGCGGCCGCUUCUCGUCCCCGUGAGGAGCGCGCCCGGCGCGCAGCCCUCCCCUCUCCUGCUCAUGCCCUCGCCCCGAGCCUGUCGUGCCAGGUGACCCGGGCGACAAUCCGAAAUAAAAGGCCUAGUUGUGAA